GGGGCUUGUGAUCACAGUCUGCAGUGGGUCAUUUGCAACUUGCAGUUGCAUUCCUAGGGCUGCCUGGGCGAUAGACUCUCAGCAACAGCUGGUAUGUUGCAAGGGGUGCUGGUGGCGAAGUACAGCUCCACGCUUGCUGUCUGUCCAGAGGACCAGAGAAAUGGGCUUCCAGGCUGCCUGCUGGUUCGUGCUGCUGCUUUGCACAGGAGGGUCACUCAGCAAACCCACUCUCAGGAAGGAGAGGGUCGUUCAUCCAGACCCUCAGCUCAGCGAUCAGCUGCACGAAGAUAACCAAAGCUUCCAGUAUGACCACGAGGCUUUUCUGGGCAAGGAGGAAGCCAAGACUUUCGAUCAGCUCACCCCAGAAGAAAGCAAAGAGAAACUAGGGAAAAUUGUUGAUAGAAUAGACGAUAACAAUGAUGGCUACGUCACAACAGAGGAAUUGAAAAACUGGAUUAAGCGAGUGCAGAAACGCUACAUCUAUGAAAAUGUGGCUAAAGUCUGGAGAGAUUAUGACCUAAACAAGGAUAACAAAAUAUCCUGGGAAGAAUACAAACAAGCCACGUAUGGUUAUUAUCUAGAAAAUCCAGAAGAAUUUCAAGAUGCGACUGAUCAACACAGUUUUAAAAAAAUGCUGCCCAGGGAUGAAAGGCGAUUCAAAACUGCAGACCUAGAUGGAGACUCAGCUGCCACUCGUGAGGAGUUCACUGCCUUUCUUCAUCCGGAGGAGUUUGAGCAUAUGAAAGACAUUGUCGUCUUAGAAACAUUGGAGGACAUAGACAAAAACGAGGAUGGUUUUGUGGAUCAAGACGAAUACAUUGCUGAUAUGUUUGCACAUGAGGAAGGUGGACCAGAACCUGACUGGGUAAUUACUGAACGUGAGCAGUUUUCUGAUUUUCGGGAUAUAAACAAGGAUGGGAAGAUGGAUAAAGAGGAGAUUCGGCACUGGAUUCUCCCACAAGACUAUGAUCACGCACAAGCUGAAGCUAGGCACUUAGUCUAUGAAUCGGAUGUAGACAAGGAUCAAAAGUUAACCAAAGAGGAGAUUCUAGAGAACUGGAACAUGUUUGUUGGCAGCCAAGCUACCAAUUAUGGGGAAGAUCUCACAAAAAAUCAUGAUGAACUAUGAUAUUUUUUACGACUCAGUGUGGCACAGACUGUUCAGUUUCUCACCACGUUAAUGAAGUCACUGUGGUUUUUUCUGGCUGAAUAACUUACACCAAUAUGUUUUUAACAAAGCAGCUUAUUACCUCAGAAACGGGGUAGAAAUAGCCUCUAACUCUGCACCCUUAAAUGCAAGAGCUAGUCACUACAAUUUUAUUUUAAGAACCCCCUCACUGUUCUGAAUCGAUUGCAGUAUCACUUUGGGAAUGAACUUCUAAGAUUUAGUUCUUAGGGCUCAUUAGAAGUUUUUCACAUUUUCUUUAAAUACCUUUGUUUUUCCUGUAGGGAAAUGCAGUUUUGAUCAGGAAGCAACUUAUUGAAUGUUUAAACAGAUUCUGAGUUUAGUAUUGUGUUGUUUUUUUAAAAAAUAGUAACUAAGAAUUUAGAACUGUAUUCUCCCUUUCCCAUGUAAAGGAGAGAUCUUACCUGAUAAGAGCCAUGGCCUUUUUUCCUCCAUGCUGUAGUCUUUCCUCCUGGUUGGGUCCAGAGGUGCUGAAUGAAUAAGACCUCUUGGAAUACAGACAUGUGCACCAGCCCUAUGGAUCGUAACCACUUGAGUGCAACACCUACAACUAAUCACUGCCCCCAGUUCCCUUUCACUAAUCAGUAGCAGCACAUCUGUCACACUGGCUGUCACCCCACAGUUGUUUUUUGAUGAGGACAAUAGAGUCCAUGCUGACCAUUACUACUACAGAGGUAAUAUAGGAUCAUUGACAAGAAUUAUGGCACAUGGACCUUUGUUUCCAACUCAUCCCACGCUUUGUACAAGAGACACACUCCACUUUUACUAUGUAGGGCCUUUGCUGACUCAUUCAUGUCAUGUGGAAAAGAAAUGAGCAUCUACCCUCUGGACCCUUCUUGAGCUUCUGGGCCUUCUGUUCUCCUCUGUGCUGCAUCAGGGAUGCAUGUGGUUUAAAGUGCUGGUUUGUAUAUAUACACACACACAUUUAUAUCACCAAGUUGUACCAUAGGUGGAUGAUUUUCCUUCAGAAUAGUAAAACUUCCAUAUGGCUGCAUUUUUUUACUGGAUAAUAUAAGCUGUUCUUUUUUAUGUACACUGUGGGUUUUUUAGCCCCUGUACUGAGUUGACAACAUGCACAACAAAACCAUGACUUUCUUUUUGAUACUAUGAAGGUGCAGAAAUGUUAAUAGAGGAGUCGUGGGAGGGGGAAGUAAAGACAGGAACCAACGGCAAGCUUUUAAACUGUAGCUCCAAAACUGUGGUCUCCAGAACACAGGUAGUCCAUGAAGCACUUGCUGGUAGCCCACAGAGAGCUGGCUGGGGACAUGCCAUGGUUCCUUCUUGUUUCCAGCUGAUAAUGUAUUUUUUAGCUUCCUUUAGUGUGAUUUAUGUUCCAUGUAAACAAUUGCUAUAUUUACCAGUAGGCUGUAAUUGGCAGGGGAGGCAUCCACAAGACAUUUCCUCUAGGAUGUGUGCUCCGUGUUUUGAAAAAAGCUUGAGAACCCAAUUUUAAACACUGAGCAGGGUCAUUCUGCUGGUGACUCCACAUUUGGGGAUAUUAUUUUUGGAUGCAAAUUAAUUUCAAGGCCAACUAAAAAAUUAAAAAGUGAUCAUCUAAGCCAGAGGGAAAGAAUCCUUAAAAAUACAUUUCUGCUUUGAAAAGUGACUAAUAGUGACUGUGUAAAAAUGGUACCUUUUUACUCAAUGGUGUAUACACCUUGUUCUGAUCCUCUACAUGUGGUUGAAUUUCUCCCCAUGUGCAUAUUCUGAAUUAUAUCUGCGGAGUUAAAACAACAGAAAAUUUGUGCUCCUUUUUACUCCAGUUGGCAAUGCAGAAUCAAUGCAGCUAUGGGAGAAUGAGCUGGAGUCUGUUCUGAUGUAUGAAUUAUCAUUCAACAGAAUUGUCAACUAAGUUCCAACUGUAGGCUCAAAUUCUUUCUUCGGCUAUAACCAUGCAACUCCAAGGUAUUCAAGGCAGGCACGGGGAUCACUGGGUGUGUAAUCUGCCUUGCAUAGUCAUACACUGGUAAUAAUACAGUGAGCCAGAAAGAACACAGCUUUUAUCUCUGACAGAUCAUGUGUGUGUUUUCUGUUUGGUUGGGUUUUUUUGUAAACUGAGCAGAUUUGUUCUGGAAAUUGCUGAAAAGGCAACCCUGGAACCACCUCUUCCAUAAACAAUGUCAUUUUUACAGGGUCACUUUUCAGAGAACAAGUGCACUUUAGGUCAUCCUCUGUUUCAAUUCAAACUAGAUUCCAUCUAGUUUCGGCUGGUAUAGAUAAUCCUGAUAACAUGUUGUAGCUUCUUGGUUUCUGCCUUACUAUGACAUUGCCUAAAAUGUCUGCUAAAACCCCUGCUUCUUACACUAAAAUGCAGUAGGACAAAAUGUGAUAAGCCAUAAGCUAACACUUUUGUCUCUGCUCUUCCAGUACCCAUGAGUCACAGUGAUGCUUCCAUGCAAUGUUAUCUGUGAAACAAUAAACCUGUGUCCUGGCACAGAAUCAGAAUUUCUCUGCAGUGUAAGUUUAUUAUUUGACUUUGGAGCCACAUUACUGCAUACUUCAUUCGUCAUAAACAUCUCUGGGAGUGUUCAUCUUGAAUAGUGGUUUCAUAUUGAGAUUUAUUUUUUUUAAAAAAUCUUGGAAUGCUUCCCACACACAGAUAGGAGAUGCAGUAGAAUUGGCAUGUGCUAAAUGUUUCAGACAAAAUGCUCUUUAAAAAACAACCAACCAACCACAAACUCAAAGGCGGGCUGGGGGCUGAAACAGGAGGCAUCAAUGUCUUCAUCCAAACAUGAUACUGCUGAAUCUACCAUAUUCUGUUUAUACAGCGCUGCAUGCAAGUUUUGACAAGCAAACAAAGUUUCUCAUGUAUAUUUUUGGAUAUUUGAGAGCACCAAGACCAGACUCAAACAGGACACAAUUCUGCAGCCCUGCGUCUUCUGAAUUUCUAAUUAUUCAUGUAAUAUCCAAAUACAAAAGUAGGCUCCAUUGAAGUCAGUGAGAUUACUCACAUGAGUAUAGCCUGUAAGCUUAGGCCUAUGAAAUUUUACAGAAAGAUUUAAAUAAAAUAAAUGAAAAUGUUAAAUAGAUUUUAAUAUGUCCAUUUGUGGAAAAAAAUCAUCGCCUGAUUAAAACUAGAUUAAAAUAAUUAGCUAAUCAAUAUUAGUGAAUAACCUUAACAUGACCAUGCACAUUUACAUUUUGCUUUAUAAAAUAUUUAAAAGGUAUUUAGAAAGACAGCUUACAACUUCAUUCAUUCUUUCUGCAGUUUUUAAGUUUUACUUACCAAGGCUCAGUAAUACAGAGUACAUUUUGUGUACUAAAUCCUCCUUUCAACCUCAAUGUACUAAGAAAGAGUAACUCUAAAAUAGACUAGAGCUUCUGGGUUUAAAUUUAACACUAUUUAAGGAAAGCAAACCUUUGCUAGGGGAUAUAACUGUUAACAUUGUGAUUUUUUCAAGCCUAAGGUUUCUAAUGGGGUUUGACUGUUCCAGAGAUAACAUAUUUUUUCUAGGUAACAUAUUUCAAGUUCGAUUAUGAGCAAAUGUUACAAAAUUUUAGUGUAAUGUGAAAUACUGUAAUGUCAAAUAGCAUUAUUUAUCUGCUUAAUAUGACUAAAAACAUUAAUUGCUGGGAGCCAUAAUUCAUCCCAGCAACAUGAAAAUCCA
Molecule: messenger RNA, 4794 nt
Organism: Caretta caretta (loggerhead turtle)
Lineage: Eukaryota; Metazoa; Chordata; Testudines; Cheloniidae
Gene: RCN1
Product: reticulocalbin 1
Cellular component (GO): endoplasmic reticulum
Molecular function (GO): calcium ion binding
Source: RefSeq, a predicted model, not a curated record